AUGACGUCAUACGCCGUCGAAUUGAGGAUACUGUGGCUGUUGCUGACCCUGACGGUCCUUCUCGACGGCUCGCCGGCGACGAGAAAGGUCAGCAAGGCUCCAGCCGGUUUCCGGUAUUCCAGGAAGGAUCUCGUCGCGGAGGCCACGGGUCAUCACGGAGGCGGCGACAAACAUCACGAGGAGGGUACCGGCUCGAAGCACGACGAGGCCCACCACGACACGCAUGGCCAGAAAGGCGAUAAGGGUUACAAGGCUUUCCACGAGUUCGAGAAAAGUGAUAAAGGACAUCACGACAAGGAGAAGCACAAACAGGAGUACGACGAGGAAGAGGGUGAGAAGAAAAAGAACCACGAAGAAGCUGGCCAUUACGGCGAGGAGCAUCACGGCGAGGACGGUGAGAAGGAUGCGAAAUUUGGCGAAGAGGGCAAACACCAAAAGGGAUACAGCACGAAGGGGGAGCACAGUGUCUUCAAGAAGGAUGAAUACGAGAAGAAGCACGAUUUUUAUGACGAGUAUCACGAGGACGGGGGAAGCGAGAAGCACGGUGGUUGGCACGAGGAACACGAGGGCAAGAAGGGUGGCCACGAAAAGAAAGGCCAUCUGCAUUCUGGACAUCACGAGGGUCAUCAUGGCAAGGAGAAGAAACACGAGGGCGGUCACCAUCAUCACGAGAAGAAGGGUCACAAGUCCGCGGACGGACACGACGGUCAUCAUCAUCACGAUGAGAGACACGGUCAUAAAGAGGGACAUGCAUCGGGACAUAAGUGGUCGAAGUCAAAUCAUCAUUGA
Molecule: messenger RNA, 789 nt
Organism: Wasmannia auropunctata (little fire ant)
Lineage: Eukaryota; Metazoa; Arthropoda; Insecta; Hymenoptera; Formicidae
Product: histidine-rich glycoprotein-like
Exons: 5
Coding region: 1-789 (262 amino acids)
Source: RefSeq, a predicted model, not a curated record